Messenger RNA from Pelobates cultripes (western spadefoot toad), 160 nucleotides. NCBI's taxonomy places the organism in Eukaryota, Metazoa, Chordata, Amphibia, Anura, Pelobatidae. The record is from the annotation of a GenBank genome assembly.
UGUAUGCAUGCUUUAUCAUUUGCCAUUUUGGGCAAAAGCAUGAAACUCAGGGUGCAGACUGUGACAGAAUGUGCUUCAGAUUUUUGCAGUGAGAAUCUGCUAACAGAAUAUGAGUCUGAUGGGAAUAUGAGAACUGAUGACUACAUGCAGAAUGCUGAUG